This is a messenger RNA of Pyrus x bretschneideri (Chinese white pear), 1481 nucleotides long. RefSeq lists its product as uncharacterized. Bases 58 to 1260 code for a protein of 400 amino acids. The transcript has 9 exons. NCBI's taxonomy places the organism in Eukaryota, Viridiplantae, Streptophyta, Magnoliopsida, Rosales, Rosaceae. The record is from RefSeq and is a predicted model, not a curated record.
UUGUGUUGACUCUCUCUCCGUCCGACAAAAUAAUUGAAACCUUGGUUAGGUGUGAAAAUGUGGAAAUCAGUGGGAAGCAUUGUGUUGCUGUCUUUCUUUCUGGUUUUGGUGUUUUCGGUGCUGAAUGUGUUUGAUCUGCUGCAUCCUCAUACUCCUUUUUCCUUCAAUUCCACUCUCGCAUCCCAUGCCCAACACCUCCUUCACUACUUUCCCAUCGGAAAACUAGAUAGAAUAUUUGCAGAAACCGCAACGACUGCGCCUGCAACCCCGAAUGUAAGUAUGAGGAAGGACUGUUACCUUGAGGGGCCUGUGUUGGAGGAAUACACAUUUCCUGCACAUUCUGCUCCCUUCAAUAGCUGCCAUGCUUCUACCAUUGUUGAGGUUGAUAAAGAUCACUUCUUGGUUGCCUAUUUCGGAGGUACGUCAGAGGGUGCACCUGAUGUGAAGAUUUGGUUGCAGACCUACAAGAAUGGCUAUUGGCAGUCACCUGUCGUUGCUGAUGAACAACUUGACACCCCUAUGUGGAACCCUGUAUUGUUCAAACUUCCAUCAGAGGAGCUGCUGCUGUUCUAUAAAAUAGGACAAGAGGUUCAAAAAUGGAGUGGAUGCAUGAAGCGGUCAUAUGAUAAGGGUGUUACUUGGACAGUAAGAGAGCAACUUCCUCCUGGUAUAUUAGGACCAAUAAAGAAUAAGCCUAUCUUGCUGGAAAAUGGUAAUUUUCUAUGUGGAUCCUCUGUCGAAAGCUGGAACUCUUGGGGCGCAUGGGUGGAGGUCGCAACAGAUUCUGUUAGGUCGUGGAGAAAGUACGGUCCUAUUUAUGUUGAAAACGAAACUCUUAGUGUCAUUCAACCGGUUCCUUACCAGACUGCAAAAGGGACCUUGCGCCUUUUAAUGCGAUCCUUUGAUCAGAUUGGGAGAGUUUGUGUUGCAGAAUCCAACGACGGUGGCCAGAACUGGAAUCAUGCAAUACCUACUGAACUCCCCAAUCCAAACUCAGGUAUUGAUGGGGUAAAGCUAAGAGAUGGCUUUAUUUUACUUGUUUACAACACAGUCUCAAGGGGUGUACUUAAAGUUGCACUCUCAAAUGAUGAUGGGGACACAUGGUGUGAUGCUGUGACAUUGGAGGAGUCUUUGGGAAUGGAAUUCUCGUAUCCAGCUGUUAUUCAGGCCAGUGAUGAUUCUGUUCACAUCACUUACACUUAUAAUAGGACACAAAUUAAGCAUGUUGUCCUUAAGCCAAGAUUACGCAAGGACCCAUGAACAAAGGAAACUAGAAGACAUGUCUUAUUCUGUCUGCAUUGCCGGCCAAUUUGUGAGCAGAGUAUCAUUACAUGUACAAUACCUUAACUGGUAACAAUCCUUUGUAAAAUUCAAUUUGCUCAACUAUAAUAUCUACUGUGUGCAGCAAAGAAAUUGACUUUGUCAAGUAUUUGUGGUUUUUAGUCUCACUGGUACAAAAAUCAAUAUUUUUUCUUGCCUUA